This is a messenger RNA of Siniperca chuatsi (mandarin fish), 2554 nucleotides long. It is a transcript of the gene cnn2, whose product is annotated as calponin 2. NCBI's taxonomy places the organism in Eukaryota, Metazoa, Chordata, Actinopteri, Centrarchiformes, Sinipercidae. The record is from RefSeq and is a predicted model, not a curated record. Bases 460 to 1410 code for a protein of 316 amino acids. Gene Ontology annotation, biological process: actomyosin structure organization. The transcript is spliced from 7 exons. Gene Ontology annotation, molecular function: actin binding.
UGUCUACAUGACUCUCCGUGAUGCAGCUUUAUUUAUACAGUCAAUUAUAGUCUCUGCUCUACUGUUUCAAUGCCUUCAACAGCCUUGUUGUUGUUGCUCCUAUUUCAUGCAAGCAUGAGCUCACAUGUUGAUGUCUUGUGUUGAAUAUUCAUUGAGGAUAUUGACUUUUUCCCCAUGUCCCCCACAAAGACCCAUUAUAGCCUAUAAGUUGCAUCUCCAAGCUUUGCGUCACUGCUCCGGUGAACUCUCAGCAGUGAACUAUCUUGACUCUUGAUUCGACGCUCUGGUAGAAACCGUGGGAGCGCUCUAAUUGGCGGCGGUAAAAGAGAAAGGAAGUAUUUAGUUCACUCCGUUUUCAUUGGAAGAGAAAGUCGAAGAUAAUUUAGCGCAGUUUGUAUCCUCAAGUUAGUAGGCCAAUCUUUUUUUUUACCCAAACAGAAAAAUCAUAACUCUUUGACAAUGUCUUUUAACAAGGGUCCUGCCUACGGACUAUCAGCGGAAGUCAAAAACAAGAUCGCACAGAAGUAUGACUCUCAGAAAGAGGAGGAGCUCAGGGUCUGGAUCGAAGACGUCACUGGCGCUUCCAUCGGCCCCGACUUUCAGAAAGGCCUGAAGAAUGGAGUCAUUCUAUGCGAACUUAUCAACAGACUUGCCCCAAACUCUGUGAAAAAGAUCAACCAGUCAUCGCUGAACUGGCAUCAGCUGGAGAACCUGACUAACUUCAUCAAAGCCAUCACAGUGUAUGGCCUGAAGCCUCAUGAUAUCUUCGAAGCCAACGACCUGUUUGAGAAUGGCAACAUGACGCAGGUCCAGACGACACUGCUCGCACUCGCUGGCAUGGCCAAGACCAAAGGGUGCCAGUCACGAGUGGACAUUGGGGUGAAGUACGCUGAUAAGCAGGAGAGGAUGUUUGAUGAGGAGAAGAUGAAGGCUGGACAAUGCGUCAUUGGCCUACAGAUGGGGACCAACAAGUGUGCCAGUCAGGCAGGUAUGAAUGCAUAUGGCACCAGGAGGCACUUAUAUGACCCCAAAGUUCAAAUCCAGCCCCCCAUGGACAACACAACCAUCAGUCUGCAAAUGGGAACCAACAAGGGAGCGAGCCAGGCAGGGAUGACGGCUCCAGGGACAAGGCGUGCCAUUUAUGACCAGAAGCUGGGCACAGACAAGUGUGACAACAGCACCAUGUCCCUACAGAUGGGCUUCAGCCAGGGAGCCAACCAGAGUGGCCAGAACUUUGGCCUGGGACGGCAGAUCUAUGACGCCAAGUACUGUCCUAAAGCUGGAGAGGUCCCAGAUGAUCAAAAUGGGGCAGGCGUCGCCCGCGACUUCAUCCCGGAUUACCAAGACGAGGGUUACCAAGGUUACCAGGAGGAAGAGCAGGUGUACCAAGACGAUGGGACAGAUUACUAGAAAGUAGAAGGGAGCUGAGGAAGGGAAAGAGGUUAUAUAAAGGAGGGAUCUUCUGCAAGAAAACCUCAAGGCAGGCGGUCUAUUUUUUGAUCCAUAGGAUGUUGCACCUUUUUUGGGUCAUAUCCUUUUUUUAGUGUUGUAUGAAAUUAUUUUCUUACCCCUAUUUGUGCAAAUCCAAUGUUACACAUAUCAUGAUGAACUGUAUUUCUGUGACUUAUAUUUAAAGUGACCACAAAAGCCAUCUUUUUGGCUUAGCUAGUUUUCUUUCUGUCUAGGUUUUAUUUUAAUGUGCCAACCCCGUGUUUUUGAUGACUCAUUGGUUACAUUAAGGGAGAUCCCAACAACAUGAAACUAAUAGUGAAACAUUAUGGAGUUUAAAAAAACAAACCGUUUUUAAGAAGGUGCAUGUUUUGAAUAAAAUACCCAUGCUUGUGUUUAGCUGUAAUAGCUGUAUCAUCUGUGUAAACAACAUAAUUCCUGUGAAUGAUGUAUUUUUGUUUGGUACUACUUCAGUAUCUUCAUUCAGUAUUGGUCACUGACAUACAGUAGCAAACAACUUUGGUUGCUCAGGCAGAUGAGGAAACAUUUUAUUUUAUUUUUGUUUUAAGAACAAACUAGUCGUGUUUUUUUUUUUUUUUUUUUAUUAAACAUAUUCUGUCUCCUCUUAUUUCACUUUGUUUGUUCUUUUUUUUUUUUUUUUUUUUUUUUUUUUUUUUUUUUUUAAAUGGAGGAAAUAUUUCCUUUGUUUGCAUAACGAGUCCAACUGGAGUUAAGCUUGUUUUCUUUGGAUUAAAGACAGUGGGGGAGGAUAAAAUAAUACUCAAGUGAAGUUUUAAACAUUCCAAGCAAGAAUACUGGAUUCUUUUGUCAGUGAGUAAAUGUUUUAAGUGAAUCAUUCUUAAAUAUUGGUUGAUAUGCAAACCAAGCAUACAAUUAUAUUUGAUCAUUAUUAUUUAUGCAUAUUUGUGAUUUUUUUUUUUUUUUUGAAUGGGGGUUAUUUUGUACCUUGACUCUGAACAUCAUUUUGUAUUUGACUAUGCUCCCCCCCCCUCUCUGGAAUAAUCUUUAUGCCGAUGGGAAAAAGAUGUUUAACUUGAGGAAUAUGCUUCUGUGAAUAAGGUGUAAUAAAGAUGUGUAUUCAUUA